This is a messenger RNA of Rhincodon typus (whale shark), 8789 nucleotides long. Its product is annotated as flotillin-2. Gene Ontology annotation, cellular component: plasma membrane. The annotation marks the transcript as partial. The transcript is spliced from 6 exons. Gene Ontology annotation, biological process: regulation of myoblast differentiation; protein localization to plasma membrane. The record is from RefSeq and is a predicted model, not a curated record. NCBI's taxonomy places the organism in Eukaryota, Metazoa, Chordata, Chondrichthyes, Orectolobiformes, Rhincodontidae.
AGUUGGAUUUGAGUUUCACCAGCUUGGUCUACGUUAGUGACUCUUGCAAUGUUUAUUUCUCUCAAUGGCUACUCAAGGUACUGGUGAUCUUCUGUUAUCUGGGUGCCUGUUCUUUCUUACAGGAUGUUUACGACAAAGUGGAAUAUCUGAGCUCACUGGGGAAGUCACAGACAGCGAUUGUGCAGCGAGACGCAGAGAUAGGAGUGGCAGAAGCUGAGAGAGAUGCUGGAAUACGGGAAGCUGAAUGCAAGAAGGAAGCAAUGGAUGUUAAAUACAGUGCUGACACCAUGAUGGCUGACUCCAAGCGAGCGUUUGAAAUGCAGAAGGCAGCCUUUAAUCAGGAAAUAAAUAUAAAAAAAGCUGAGGCCCAACUGGCUUAUGAGCUACAGGGAGCCAAGGAGCAGCAAAAGAUCCGACAGGAGGAAAUAGAGAUUGAGGUGGUGCAGCGCAAAAAACAGAUUGACAUCGAGGAGAAAGAAAUCACCCGUAUGGACAAGGAGCUGAUUGGGACGGUGAAGAGACCAGCAGAGGCAGAAGCCUUCAGAAUGCAACAGGUCGCAGAAGGCCACAAAGUGAAACAAGUGUUGAUUGCUCAGGCUCAAGCUGAGAAAAUUCGCAAGAUUGGAGAGGCAGAAGCUUCAUCCAUUUCAGCUAUUGGCAAAGCUGAUGCAGAGAGAAUGAGACUGAAAGCAGCAGCUUACCAGCAGUAUGGAAAUGCAGCCAAGAUGGCCCUGGUGUUGGAUGCUCUUCCAAAGAUUGCUGCCGAAGUCACUGCUCCUCUUGCGAAGACGGAUGAAAUUGUGAUUCUCGGAGGAGACAAUAACCGUGUUACCUCAGAGGUCACGCGCUUAUUGGCAGAGGUCCCUGCGUCUGUCCAUGCUCUUACAGGAGUCGAUCUAACAAAGGUACCUUUAAUCCAAAAAUUAACCAACGCCCAGGCCUGAUCAUGAAAAAAAGCCACAACAAAUUCAGGAUAUUUCUCCAUAGAAAAUACUAUUCCACAGACCUCCACCUCAGAACACUUGUAUAAGGAACUCCUUUUCUACUGAAAACUUGUGCGAUUUUUCUCUUUUAAUUUUCUUUCUGUUUUGGUUUCUCUUUAAAACCUCUGGUGCCUUAAUUUAUUCCAGAUCAGAAUUCAGUGCAUAAAUAGCAUUUUUCUUUAUCCUUUUAUAGUCUACUCUUUCAGUAAUUGUUUUCCAUUUUGUUGCUGAUCAUUUACAGACAAAACCAAUUCUGAUGUCCAUCUUGCAGGUUGUCUGGAGGGGCUUGUUCAGCAAUGGGGAAAAGUUAGCAUUUUAAAAGUUUCCUUCCUCUCCACAUACCUGUGUCUUGUCCCCUAGCUGUCAUCAGUGCCAUUACCAAUUCCAGCCCAACAUCCUGCUAGUGUCAGGAUGUAUUUUUUUUAAGGUCAUAAAGAAGUCAGCAAUGUUGUUGGUGAGGGAUAUGAUUUUAAAGAAUCUUGGAAUGCAGAAGGAAGCCAUUUGUCCCAUUGGGCCUCGACCAGGCCUUUUAAAAGAUUCAGGACUGGAACAAGUUGACCUAUCUCAGUGUCUCACUUUGUCCCCAAACACUUACAUUUUGAGUAAAACCCAAAUUUUGAUACCUUUCCGGCUGUGAAGUUGUUUAUUUGUUUUUGUUUUUAAAUAUUAGUGAGUGUCCUGGACAUUACUAGACCUCCGUGUGAACCUGCAACAUGGACGCAGACAGCAGAGAAUGACAAAUUCUAAAGCCAUAAGUAAAACCAGCAGGAGGCCUUGUAUCUGCUGAAGGGAUCUUGCUGGUUUGACACAAUUAUGUAACAAUAAUGCCAUUGGGGUGUUGCUAAUCUGAUUCUGUUUUUCCUUAAACAAUUCUAUUGUGCCCAAAGAACAGCGAGAAUUGAUUAGUGGUGAUUGCCAUGGGUUGGUGGAGUGUAGAGGAUACUUGUGCAUGUUUUCCUGGAGUGUAUUGAGGUCUGAUCCUCAUUUGCUGAGCUGUAUGAAGUUGUAGAUCAAAAUCUCAUUUAAAACUGAAAUUCACAAUAGACUCUGGUACGAGGUACACCAUGUACAAAAAUAGCGUUUGUGGGGAUGAUUACAGUCUUGUCUUGGCUGUUGAGUGUCUUGUGUGUUGUACAUGUGACUACAUCGCACAAGUGCACGACAAUAUAAUCUCCAGUUGGUUUUAACAUCAAUUUAAAAAUUGUCCUCUACACACCAGCAAUCAAAAUAUUCGUUUAACUUUCUCCCCUACUGGGGAAGACUCAUGAGCACAAGUGAAAGUGAUCGUUUUCUGACUUGAAGUGGAACUGCAACUGAAAUGUACCUUUUAUUGGAGGUUGGAGAACACAUUCGCCAGUGUGAGUAAUGGUUCCAAACUUUGAUCAAUGAUACAUCAUAGCUAAUUAUCCAAACUGGUGCCAUGAUGUCUCUGAUGUCCCUGUAUGUGUUGAUGGUUAGCAUUACUGAGCCUCAUCAGAUUGAAGUUCUUCAUGAAGAAUUGAGCUUUAUAUUCUGUACUGCUUAUCAAUCGAGUGCCACUGAACAGUCUACAGACUCCAAACAGCUCAUUACUAGCUGCUCAAUCUAUGAAAAGUCUAAAGUUCAACUGAAAAAGGUGGAAGUCAUACAAUGUUAUCAACGAGUUUGUAUGAGAUUCAUUUGUAACUGCCGCAACUUAAAUUAGUGCAUUUAUCUUAAAAUAAUCAGUGACUUGUUGAAAAAGCAGAAGAACAUCAUACAGAACAGUUGCUUUUUGGUUACUGUAUGCAGCACAGUGUGGUUCCAUCCACAAAAUAUUCACCUUCCUCUCUAAUUACGGUACGUGUAGCUGUAUAGCGGGGUUAAUUGCAACCUGUGCUGUCUAGUUACUGCCAAAAAAACUGCAGAUGCUGGAAUCCAAGGUAGACAACCAGAAGGCUGGAAGAACACAGCAGGCCAGGCGGCAUCUGGAGGAAAGGAGGAGUGAACAGUCCUGAAGAAAGGUAAUACUCAAAAUGUUGACUGCUCCUUUCCUCCAGAUGCUGCCUGGCCUGCUGUGUUCUUCCAGCUUCCUGUUUGUCUACCCUGUCUAGUUACUGACUGACUGUGUGUCAUGAUAUGCAAAAUCUGCAAUGCAGGCUGCAAAGCCUUUUUAACCGCAAGUCAUUCAACCCAAACUCCUGUAGUACAAGUCCGACAAACAAGAUGGGUGCUCUUGGAUAUCCCAGUUUUGCAAAAUGUGGUCUGGAAACAGAAGCCUUAAUUCACAUCAUAUUCAAAAGUGGGGAGGAGAAAAAACAAUUUUAGCCAAAUUGAAUUGAUGUAUGCAGUUUUUUUUUCCUGUCCAAGUACUUGAACUUUAAGACAGCCCCACUAGGUAUUGUUAUCUUCCCUCAUUCAGAGGGCUGCUCAUUGCAUUUCAUUGUCUCCCCUUUACUCUUGUACAGUAAUCUUUAAUGUGGCUUUCUUGUCUUUAUCAAUUAGAUCUAAAACUGAGUUUAAUUCUAGGUAGGAUGGAAUUUUCUUUAGCAGUCAGCACAGAUGUGUAACUUUGUGGGGUGACACAUCUGUUACACUGUUUGAAAUUCAUGUCGAAAGGUUCAGAGACGUGAGGUUGCAUUUCUGUUCAGGUAAAAAAAUCUCCCUGUAUGUGAGGAAAUUGGAGACUAACGCUGAGCCAAUGGGAGACUGUUAACUGGACAGUGACCACUGCCUUGAACAGGCCCAAAGUAUUGGUCGCACUUACUUUUAUUGUGUAGACAGCUGGAAGUAUCUUUUUUUAAAAUCAAUAUUUUAAAAUUUUAUCUCAUUUCUUUACCUGCCAGAAAUGAGUUUGCUUCAGUGCGUUGGGUGCAGCUGUUUGAGUAAAUCCAAAUUUAUGGGUUAAAAACAAAUCUUAACAGUUGAAAAAGAGGUAAAUCUAGUCGAUUUAAUAUGUACUCUUAUCAGUUCUAUAGAAUUAGUGCUAAUAUUGUGUAUUCAAUACUGGUAAUUGUUCAUGUAAUCAUAUUUUAAGGUGGAUUUGUAUCCAUCCUAAUUACCACGCAGUGAAUAUUAUAAAUGCUGACAUUUUCCCUUUUGUCCUGUUUGCCUGACUUCGUCAAUUCUCGACUGCAACUUAACACAAAUACCAUAUCAGUUCGCCUCAGAUGGUAGUGCACACACCUCCAAGUUCAAAGUUUGGUAGCUCAAGCCACACAACAUUUGAGCCAAUAGUUUGCAGGAGUGUAGUACUGAAGGAAUGCAGCACUGUCUGGGAUGCUGUCCUUUCGGUGAACUGUUAAAACAAGACCCUGUGGUGAUCGGUGCUUGAAGCAAUGAGGUGCCAUAUAAAUGUGAGUAACUACUUUUAGAUUGUGUUUAUUUACAAGGCACCAGAGAUUCCAGGCUGUCUGAUUGUGUGCAAGCUUUCUAUUUUUCUUUCUGGCCUCGGAUGAGUGGAUGUUGGAGGAAUGCAAGGGUGGGGUUCCAGUUUCAGCCCUCAGGCCACCCUGAAAUCCACAGUGAUGUAGGGCUCCCAUUGGUGAAGUCACCAUGCUCACCCUAAAAUCCUGCUGUUGUGAGGACACAGCUGAUUGCACAGUGCUCCUGGAGUGUGUGUGUUUUGGAAUCUCAUGAGCACUGAAGCACAACAUGACUAAGUCCACCUCUAUCCCCAUGCCACCAUUCUUCGGCCAGAAUCUGGGUCAUUCAUAUUUGAAUGUAGCAGCAGUAGCCUCUUAUGUAAAUAUCACAAAAUCCAAACCUGAAACCUAAACCUGAGCUCCGGUUUAAAAAACUGAACAGACUGCUUGCAUUAUAGCAUCUGAGAAAUGCAGCUUAUUCAAGUGAAUAGAAUUUUGUAAAACUAAGGCUGUGAUCCUUCUUUCUUUCUUCUUUAAAUGGUUGCUCUAGAGCUUUAAUCUGUGUCCUGUUUUGAAGCAAACUAUUUUUAUUUGAGCUGUUUGCUCUAGCACUACUCUCAAACCAGCAAAAUCCCCUUUCCUGUCACCUUUCCAGUUAAUUUCUGUACGUAGCUGCAGUGCUAAAUUCAAUAUUGAAUUGCUUUUGAGGCAGGGAGGGACUGUACAAAGUGGAGGGAAUUAGACCACAGCAGGUUUCAGUGCGUACAACUUGUUCACAUUGAAAUCCCCUGAUGAAUUUGUAUAGGAACACAAGUACAGAAAGAAAUGAGUGGGUGUUUGUUGCUAUCAGGUAAUAUUGUGGUAGGAUGCAUUUAACUGUUGGUUGGAAAACAUUAUUUCAGCACUGGUUAGCUCGCUGGUGAGGUCACUGUUCAAAAGCUGGGUGUGGAAUUUUUAAAACCUAAACGUUGAAGUACGGGACAUAACUAACACUCUGAUAAGACAUGAGCCCAGCACUUAGGGGCCUGUAAGUUAGGAACUAAUGUAUAUUUUUAUUUUGUAUGUAACAUUGUUUGGACUCUGCAUGAAUGAAUAAUAAAGGUUUGGGUGAUUUUAAUUGUAUGAAUAAUAUAAAUAAAGUGUCUAAAAACCUAACCAAUUAAUUGGGUAAUUUGAAUAAUUAAAGUUAUUAAGAUUAAUAAACGUACACGUCAGGGUAUUGAAUUAAUCAGCUUUCAGACCUGCUUGCAAGGGGAGUUGUGAUGCAAACUUCAAAACCACAAGCACAGCAUCUAAACUGGGUUUUACAGAAACUUUGCAACUCUGGUAUGAAGAGAAACAUCAGGGCAAUGUCGUCUUCAAUUUGAAAACCAAUUCCUCAUUUUAAUCGUAUUUAAAAUCUCCUUUUAGAGAAAGUAAAAUGGAGUGAUUUUGUUUGGUGUUAAACUUUUUUUUAGUGGUGGUUAAUUUAGGCAAUUGAAAAACCUGGACUAAGAUAUUGGCCUGUGUAACCUGUUCCUUUCGGGCUAACCUGGCAGUUUGUAAUUUAAUAUUUCAUUUUUUCUAAAGUCCACGCAUCACUGCACAGAGAGAACACCCCUUGGCCAUCACACCUUCAGACUGCAGUAAUGGCAGAGGCUGUGCAUUGAAGGUGAAAAUAAUGGGGACGUUGACUGAACAAUGGUCAGCAGUGGUUCAUUGAGUACUCUGCAGACUCACGAGUUACAACGUCAUUAUUUUUAAGUCCUACUUUGGAGACUUGAGUACACACAAAUCAAGGCUGAUACUCCAUGCAACACUAUUGAGGGAGCGCUGCAGUGUCAGAGCUGGGGCGGGGUUCGGAUUGAGGGAGCGCUGCAGUGUCAGAGCUGAGGAGGGGGAGGAGCGGACUGAGGGAGCGCUGCAGUGUCAGAGCUAAGGGGGUGGGAACCGAGGGACCGCUGCAGUGUCAGAGUUGCUUUGUUUUGACUGAGAUGUUAAACCAACUUUGACUGCUUUCUUGUGGUGGGGGGUGGUAUGUAAAGAUCCCACUGGACUAUUUCAAAAUGUGCAGUGGACCUCCACCUGGAGUCCUGGCCAAUGUUUAUCUCUCAAUCAACAUCCGAAGAAAAGAUUAUUUAGUAGUUGUCAUGCUGCCAUUUAUGGGUGCUUGCUGUGCACAAAUGGGUUGCUAUGUUCCUGACUGCAGGUAACAAUGAUAUUUUAAGGAGUGUGCUUUGGGACUGUUCUGAGGUUGUGAAAGAUCCUGAUGAAAUGCACUUCUGCUUUCUUUCCCUUUGGUGUGAUCUGAUUGGAAGAAAGGGAGCUCGCAGUGUUCUUGAUGCAGUGCCGACAGAAAGCAGUGAGUGCCGUGCAGCAAGUGAGAGAGAGGCUUCACCCAACUGCUCUGUCAUGGAGUUAAACAAUCCUAUACCGAAGGCAGGAAUCUAGCCUGUUUCAGCUCUCUCACGCAGCUUUCCCAUGAGCUCCACUCUCCUGUCCUGUCUUGUGCCCCUGUGCAUUUUACUGUAUGCCCCCCCAGUAUCUAACCUGACACACCCCUUCAGAAUUUCUUUCAGUGAGGUUGCCUCUUUAUUCUGAGCUGUAGUACAUGCAGCUAGUAACUUUACCAUGACAGCAUUACCUUGCCUAUGUAAUUCACCAGCCCCCAGUGGCACUGGGCUAGUAAUCCAGGUAUGCAGACUAAUGUUCUGGGGACAUGGUUCCUACCAUGGUGACUGGUGGAGUUUCAUCUCAAUGAAUAAAAAUUUGGAAUUGCAACCUUGUCUUCGUGAUGGUGACUAUGACAGCUGUUGAUUUGUUUUAAAACAACAGUGUCUGUUUUUAGGGAAGGAAAUCUGCCAGCCUUACCCUAACCCUAACCCUACGUAUGACUCCAGAUCCACUGCAAUUUGGUUGACUCUUAACUGCCCUUAGGACUAGUUGAAUAAGCUACUCGGUUCAUUGGGAUUUGGAUGGUGGUUAAAUGGUUGUUUCAGUGACACAGACAUCCAAAUUGGAAUAAUACCUGUUAAUUUAUGGCACAGGAAUGUUCACAGUGACCUUUUUUCCCCUAAUCUUCUAUCCUGCGUCCUUGGUGUUAUUUCCCUGCAAGGCAUCAUCCUUCCUCAGGCCAGACCUAUCACCAGGCCAGGAGCUGGUCUGCUGACUUCGCUGCUGCUGUGUGUAGCCCCUGUUUGGCCAAAUUCACUUGGCUAAGGCACCCUUAUUUCUGCUGUUUUCUUGGGAAAUGUUGUUGGAUUCAAUGCUUCAGAAGAGAAUUAGUGACCCAGCAGAGAUUUGAACUUAGAGGCAAUAUUUAGCUCCAAGCUGUUCAAAUAUAGCAGGGUGUGAUUGAUGGCCCGGUUUCUAUUCUUGUAUAACUAUGAUGUUACUACGAGCUGCAUGUAAGCUUGAAAUUGCAAAGACUAAAAUAGGACUUGAAACUGUUCAUCAGAAACUGUUCUUGCCCUUUUCAUUCCGAUGUUUUGGUUUGAAUUGAGUAACUUAUUCCUUACCGUUGCUGGUUAACCCCCAACUUCUCCUCCCUUCUGAAAUACAGCUUCCAGACCUCCCUCAGCUGUGACUUGAGAACUAAAACGCUGAGGUGAGGAAAAUAAUCAGUGUGUUUCAUUAUCUUGAUAGCUUUCUUUAUUCUUUCUUUGAGGCUGGGUGGUUUUGCAAGGCCAGUAUGUUGCUAACAACAUCACUGUGGGUUUGGAGUCACAUGUAGACUGGGUAAGGACAGGAGGAAUCAUUAAACCAGAUGGGUCUUUAUGCCAAUCGAGGGUAGUUGUCACACUCCUGCUGAGACUAGCUUUCUAUUCCAGAUUGAAUUACCUGAAAUUAGUUUCUCCAGCUACUAUCGGUGACAUUUGAACACACACCCCUGAAUAUUAACAGGGGAUCCUGGGUUACUUAAUAUUCAAAAUUAUUUCAUUUUGGGGCAUCCUGAGAUUGUAGAAAUGGUAACUUGUUUUUACAUCCUUGCGCACAAAUAGUGAGUAAUUUCAAAUGAGCCGCAUAGUUGAUCUGCUGCUUGCUGUUUCUAAAGGAGAAGGUGGAAUUAGAGUGGCUUUGCCCCUCAUCUGGGGAUUUUCAUCCAGAAAAACCAAUAACUUGCUACAUUUUCAUCCUCACUGUGGAAAAUACAUCAAGGUUGUUUUAAUGAAGUAUUUAUUUUAUUAGCUUGGCAUGUUAUUACUAUGCAGGCUUUUCAUGUGUUUUUUGAAUCAUCAGUUUUAAGUUUCGAAGCAAAACGUUUCAUUUGUUCCAAGGAGCAAGACUUUAGAAAGUGAUUAAAGCUGUCCUUUUUAUUUUUAAGAAAAGGCCCAUGGUUACCGUAUGUAGCAGACUUGAAAAGAUUGAUCUCAAUUUCCGUAGGAAUUUAGACAAAUAUUAUCUCUUCUAACUAGUCAUAUUGUACAUUGAACAUAGAGAGCAUCUGGAGUAAUGGGAGUGAUUAACCUUAUACCAGUGCAUGUAAAUGGUCACCCUAUCAAAA